AUGGCGGCGACGCUGGAGGCGCUUGCUGCCCGGGUUCAGGAACUGACCGAAGGCCUGCAAAGGGCCAACGUUGCCUACGAGCAGCAACAAAAGAGGGCAGCGGAGGCCGAAGCAAGACUUUUAGCAGCUGAGAAUGCCUUGCAAUCAACAGCAGCAACGACAGCAGCAGCAGCCACGGCUGGAACAAUGGGGACAACAACAACAGGGAGCGUUGAGAGAAAAGAGAAAGACCUCAUACACCCCUCUCACGUUCCGAAGCCUCACACUUUCAAUGGCAAGAAAGAAGAGUGGGAGAAAUUCAAGCAUGUGUUUGUAGCAUGGUCUAGCACUGUUCAUGAACGCUAUCCGGAACUUUUGGAACAGUAUGGAAAGAUGAAGGAGCCGGUGGAUGAUUCGAAGUUCACCUCAGAGGAGAGUCGGUUGGCCAAGGCUAUGUACACUUUCCUCAUACAGUACUGCCCGGAACCUACCAUGAACGUUAUAGGCCAGGGGUUGCAUGAUGCAAAUGGGUUCGAGGUUUGGAGAAGACUGGUUCUCCUGAGCGAGCCAGCUCACCGAACCAAGGCAUGGGUCUGGCGAAGGCACUUGUCGAACCCCAGUUUUCCCAGUGACAUCUCCCAGUGGAGCACGGCGCUCCAUCAGUGGGAAGCUGAGCUCCGGGAGUUCGAGCGUACCUACAAGGCCACUUUCUCCGAAGAUGAGAAGGUGUCGAUCUUGGCACAUGUUGCGCCGAAGGAGCUGCAGCAAAGCAUUUUCAUGCACAGUGAUGCGCUGGACAGUUAUGGCAAGAUUCGUGAGUACAUCGAGCAGUAUCUGAUCAACAGGAACCUUUGGAAAAGGCCCCAAGGUUCACAGUUUGGUUUGACCAAGGCAGCAAACAAGAACAUAGAUCAACCUGAUGAUGGAGGUUUGAGGCCAAUGGACAUUGGAGGUGUGAAAGGAAAGGACGGAAAAGGAAAAGGUGACAGGAAGGAAGGAAAAGGAAAGGACAGCUGGAACAACAACAACAAAGGCAAAGAAAACUGGAGCAACAAAGACAAGUGGAACGGAAAAGGUAACUGGGACAACAAGUCAGGAGACAAAGGAAAGGAAGGAAAGAAAGGAAAGGACGGAAAAGGGAAAGGAGCAAACAACAAAGGAGGAAAAGGAAAACCCAACAACGGAAAAGGAAAGAACAACAAUCCGCAUGCAGGCAAGCAGUGCCACAUAUGCCACAGGCACGGACACAUUGCCGCUGAUUGCUGGUGGAAGGUCGGAGCAGUCGACACCGAGGCUGCUACUGACACUGGUGGAACCGGUGGUUCGAGUGGAGCCAAGGACGGAGCGAACGGCAGCAGCACGGCAGUGGGGUCUGUGUUUGAGGGUGCACAACGCAUUGCUAAGUGGAGUGAUGAAGAUGUGAUUUUCACUGUCGGUGAUAGCACAGUUUCGGCGAUUGGGCCGGAGCAGCUAGGGUGCAGGCAUCUUCUUGUAGACUCCGGAGCGUGUGAAAGUGUUGCCAAGUUUGGUGAUUUCAAUGCGGACAUCGACAGCUCCAAAGCUAAGCCGUUGUUCAGUGUGCAGGGAACUCCUUUGAAGGUGUAUGGCAAGCAGUAUCCGCAGGUCAUGUUUGGUCGGACCAGUGGUUCGGUUGAGAUGACUGUGACAGAUGCCGCUGAAAGUCUCGUUUCAGUUCACAGCUUGGUAGCUAAGGGACACAAGGUAGUUUUCAGUCCAGGAGGGUGUUACCUAGAGACGAAGACGGGUGACACCGUACCACUUGAGCUUCAUGGCAAGAGGUGGUAUCUCAAGGUGAUGGACAAGACCGAAGGUCCAGGACCAGUUCGUGGGCGCAUAGCCCCAAUUGGCGAUGAAGUGGACCUUGGGCCUAAGGAGCCCGACAGGUGGAAGAAAGAGGUGAAAGAUGGGGUUGAGUACCUCAUUAGAGAGCACAACAAUCCGAGGAAGCGACUUUUCGCUCCAAAGGUCAAGGACCUUCCAGUGCCGUUGGAGAGGAUUGAGAGCGGAAGGCUCACGAAGAUGAUCUUCGAGGAAGACGGCUCGCAGAAAGAGGACCGCAGCAUGUGGGAAGACAAGCGGUAUGCUAUGAGAGAGAUGAAGCACUCAUGGCUUGGAGAGACCUGGUUCAGGCUAAAGCCUGAGAGGUCUGAUGAGCCAGCUGCUGAAGAAGAGCAGCUGAGUCACGAGGAUGAGUGA
Symbiodinium sp. CCMP2592 is the source of this 2196-nucleotide messenger RNA. The record is from the annotation of a GenBank genome assembly. Lineage: Eukaryota; Dinophyceae; Suessiales; Symbiodiniaceae.